ACGGCGGGAAACCUCUCCUCCAAACCUCCUGAACAACGCAGUUUCUCAUGCCUUUUGUUGUGCUUCCUGAUGCGACCUUUACACCUGCAGAGGAGGGAGGAGUCCGGGCAGAGGGUGAGAGAUAAAAGAGAGACGAGCUGGAGCUGAAUAAAAGCUUCUGCAGCUGCGGAGCCACAUGAAGCGCUCAACAUGGGCAACUGGAUUAUCAACCAUGGGCUCACGUCCUUCAUACUGGUGGUCUGGAUGGGCAUCAACAUCUUCCUUUUCGUCUGGUUUUACCUGUUCUACGAUUUGGGGGAUGAUUAUUACUACACACGUCAUCUUUUAGGGUCUGCGUUGGCGUGGGCCAGAGCUCCAGCCGCUGUCCUGAACUUUAACUGCCUGCUGAUCCUGCUGCCGGUGUGCAGGAACCUGCUCUCUCUGCUGAGAGGGUCCUUUGUGUGUUGCGGAAGAACAAUGAGGAAACAGCUGGAUAAAAAUAUAAGUUUCCACAAGCUGGUGGCGUACAUGAUCGCUCUGAUGACAGCCGUCCACCUGAUCGCCCACCUGCUGAACGUGGAGUGGUACAACAACAGCAGGCGAGGAGUUUACGACAAACUGAGCACGGCUCUGUCCAACCUGGAGGAUACGGACAACACCACCUACCUGAACCCCAUCCGCAAAACUGACGUUGAUGCUCAGCAGACUCCAACCUACUUGGUGUUCACCACCAUCGCCGGCCUGACGGGGAUCAUCAUCACUCUGGCUCUCAUCCUCAUCAUCACCUCCUCCAUGGAGGUCAUCAGACGCAGCUACUUCGAGGUCUUCUGGUACACACACCACCUCUUCGUCAUCUUCUUCAUUGGUCUCGUGUUUCACGGAGCUGGGUUCAUAGUGAGGAAACAGCUGACCACAGAUCCACCACACAACUUCACCUUAUGUAAAGACCGCAUUGAGGAGUGGGGACAGAUUCCUGAGUGUCCCCUCCCCAAGUUUGGAGGAGGGCCCGCCCAGACCUGGUGGUGGGUGAUUGGUCCGAUGAUUCUGUACCUGUGUGAACGUCUGCUGCGUUUCAUUCGCAACAUGCAGACCGUCCAGUACAGGAAGAUCGUGAUGCAUCCAUCCAAGGUGCUGGAGAUGCAGCUGGUGAGGCACGGGUUUAAGAUGGAUGUGGGUCAGUACAUCUUCCUCAACUGCCCGGCCAUCUCUCAGCUGGAGUGGCACCCGUUCACCAUGACCUCCGCCCCCGAGGAGGACUUCUUUAGCGUCCACAUCCGCUCAGCCGGGGACUGGACCGACCGACUCAUAGACAUCAUGCAGCACCUGCCAGAGGGGGCACAGGGGCCCAAGAUGGGGGUGGACGGGCCCUUUGGGACAGCCAGUGAAGACGUGUUCGACUACGAGGUCAGCAUGCUGGUCGGGGCCGGCAUCGGCAUCACUCCAUUCGCCUCCAUCCUCAAAUCCAUCUGGUACAAAUUCAAAACCUCCAACCCUAAACUACGCACCAGAAAGAUCUACUUUUACUGGCUCUGCCGGGAAACACACGCCUUCGAGUGGUUUGCCGACCUGCUGCAGGUGCUGGAGAAAGAGAUGGAGGAGAGAGGAAUGGGGGAUUUCCUCACCUACAAACUCUACCUGACUGGCUGGGAUCAAAGCCAUGCGACUCAUGCCUGGGUUCACUUUGACGAGGAAACAGACGUGGUCACUGGCCUCAAACAGAAAACUCAUUAUGGCCGACCCGUGUGGGAUAAGGAGUUCGAAGAAGUCCGCCAAGAAAACCCUUCAUCUGUGGUGGGAACUUUCUUGUGUGGCCCUGCAGUUCUGGGAAAGGUCCUGGAGAACAAAUGUGCCAAAUUCUCCGAUGUGGAUCCCCGAAAGACCCGAUUUUACUUCAACAAGGAGAACUUCUGAGUGAAGAAACAACAACAAAGGACUUUGGCUUUUUGAAGGUCAACAGAUACUUUCACCGAGGAUAUUUGUGAGGAAGUUAUUGACUGCUGCCUGAAAACCUGCAGCACUAGCUGGGUGUGUUUCGGCACGUCGACCAAAAGGCAAGGCAUGUUGUUGCACUACUCAGGGACAGACACGUUCUCAGCCAUGAGUAAUAGCCUCUUGAUUGCUAUGACUCAAGGUUUAAACGUCAGUUACACUCAUUAAUAGAUUGUAAGGAAUUAUUUUACUGUGACAAGACACCAGGACCACCAAGGUUUAGUCCCUAUAGUUUUGUUUGUUGUUGUGUCUCUUCAUGUUUGUCUGUAUGUGUGAUUUACAUUAUUUAUUUUGUAUUAUUUCAAAAAAAUAUGUAAGAUGGUCUGCAACUGUUUGUUUUUUUGUAUGCAAAUAAAAAAUAAUUAAAG
Molecule: messenger RNA, 2336 nt
Organism: Gymnodraco acuticeps
Lineage: Eukaryota; Metazoa; Chordata; Actinopteri; Perciformes; Bathydraconidae
Gene: nox1
Product: NADPH oxidase 1
Exons: 13
Coding region: 190-1890 (566 amino acids)
Biological process (GO): superoxide anion generation; defense response
Cellular component (GO): plasma membrane; NADPH oxidase complex
Molecular function (GO): superoxide-generating NAD(P)H oxidase activity
Source: RefSeq, a predicted model, not a curated record